GCAGUAGUUGAGCUGCUAAAAAUUGUCAUUAUCACCUGCCUAUAUAGCGACCACGAUCGACGGACGAUCCCCGGAAUCCUGCACGCAUCGUCAACCGCGAUCGUUCACCAUGACCUGCUCGCAUCCUCCAGGGUCUGUGAAAGCACAUCGUACGCCUCAAACGUCCCCGGAUGACUCGCGAGGAUAUCAUCGAUGCCUUCAUCGUUGGCAAGGAUCGCGUCUUUGCCGGAGGAGAGGGCAUCCCACCUCCAUCUUGUGUCGCAGUCGAUGCUGGCUUUUAUGAACUGGUUGACUCGGUGGUCUCGGAGGUUUUGGCGGUGUUCGAUAUAGCUGGCGUCGUACGAACUGGCGUCAAGGUGGAUUUGACCUACAACGUGGAGUAAAGGGCAUUGUAGUUGAUCCCUGUGUUAAGAUCGAUUGGCAUCGCCGCCAUCGGAUACUCGCUGAUACCGCCCCAAAGC
Messenger RNA from Punctularia strigosozonata HHB-11173 SS5, 461 nucleotides. RefSeq lists its product as uncharacterized. The transcript has 3 exons. The record is from RefSeq and is a predicted model, not a curated record. Bases 171 to 383 code for a protein of 70 amino acids. NCBI's taxonomy places the organism in Eukaryota, Fungi, Basidiomycota, Agaricomycetes, Corticiales, Punctulariaceae.